Molecule: messenger RNA, 5299 nt
Organism: Molossus molossus (Pallas's mastiff bat)
Lineage: Eukaryota; Metazoa; Chordata; Mammalia; Chiroptera; Molossidae
Gene: MIEF1
Product: mitochondrial elongation factor 1
Exons: 6
Coding region: 465-1856 (463 amino acids)
Biological process (GO): mitochondrion organization; positive regulation of mitochondrial fission
Cellular component (GO): mitochondrial outer membrane
Source: RefSeq, a predicted model, not a curated record
GUCGUGUCCCGGAAGUGAAGGGGCCAUGUUGCUGGGUGACCCGGGGAGAGGUACCAGGCUAGAGGCGAAUCCCGAGGAGUGGUAGCGCGCGCGGUCCGCGGCUUGACGCCCAGCUGCUGCCAGUCCCCCAUGGCCCCAUGGAGCAGAGAGGCGGUGUUGAGUCUCUACCGGGCUCUGCUGCGCCAGGGCCGAGAGCUUCGCUACACUGAUCGGGACUUCUAUCUUGCCUCCAUCCGCCGUGAGUUCCGGAAAAAUCAGAAGCUAGAGGACCCUGAGGCCCGGGAGAGGCAGCUGGAAAAGGGCCUGGUCUUCCUCCACAGCAAAUUGGGGGGGAUUAUUUAGGAUCCUCUUCCUUCCUCUCCCACCCUAAUUCCAAGGGAAAGAGGGCAAAGGUGCCUUCUGUAGAUACUCCUGCUCUCUCCCACCCCCACCUCACAGAUGCAGUAAGAAGCUUCAGGUGAGCAAUGGCAGGCGCCGGUGAGCGCAAAGGCAAGAAGGAUGACAAUGGCAUCGGCACAGCCAUUGAUUUUGUGCUCUCCAAUGCCCGGCUGGUGCUGGGGGUGGGUGGAGCAGCCAUGCUGGGCAUCGCUACACUGGCGGUUAAGCGGAUGUACGAUAGGGCAAUCAGUGCCCCUACGAGCCCCACCCGCCUGAGCCAUUCAGGGAAAAGGAGCUGGGAAGAACCCAACUGGAUGGGCUCCCCCCGAUUGCUGAACAAGGACAUGAAGACAGGCCUGAGCCGUUCCUUGCAGACCCUGCCCACAGAUUCCUCUGCCUUCGACACAGAUACAUUCUGCCCACCCCAGACCAAGCCAUUGGCCAGGAAGGGCCAGGUAGACUUGAAGAAGUCACGACUCCGCAUGUCCCUGCAGGAGAAACUUCUUACUUAUUACCGGAACCGGGCCGCCAUCCCUGCUGGCGAGCAGGCUCGGGCCAAGCAAGCUGCUGUGGACAUAUGUGCUGAGCUCCGGGGCUUCCUGCGGGCCAAAUUGCCUGACAUGCCACUGCGGGACAUGUACCUGAGUGGCAGCCUCUAUGAUGACCUGCAGGUGGUGACAGCUGACCACAUCCAGCUCAUUGUGCCCCUUGUGCUGGAGCAGAACCUGUGGUCGUGUAUUCCUGGUGAGGACACUAUCAUGAAUGUCCCUGGCUUCUUCCUGGUUCGUCGUGAGAACCCAGAGUACUUUCCUCGUGGUAGUAGUUACUGGGACCGCUGUGUAGUAGGGGGCUACCUCUCCCCAAAGACAGUGGCAGACACAUUUGAGAAGGUAGUGGCUGGCUCCAUCAAUUGGCCGGCCAUAGGGUCCCUCUUGGACUAUGUGAUCCGACCAGCACCACCCCCAGAGGCCCUAACUCUGGAAGUUCAGUAUGAGCGUGACAAACAUCUUGUCAUUGACUUCUUGCCAUCAGUGACCCUUGGUGACACUGUCUUGGUGGCCAGACCACACCGACUAGCCCAGUAUGACAACCUUUGGCGGCUGAGCCUGCGUCCUGCUGAGACAGCACGCCUACGGGCUUUGGACCAGGCCGACUCGGGCUGCCGAUCUCUUUGCCUCAAGAUCCUCAAGGCCAUAUGCAAGUCCACUCCAGCUCUGGGCCACCUCACUGCCAGCCAGCUCACGAAUGUUAUCCUCCACUUGGCCCAGGAGGAGGCUGACUGGUCUCCAGAUAUGCUGGCCGAUCGAUUUCUGCAGGCCUUGAGGGGACUCAUCAGGUACCUAGAGGCCGGAGUCCUGCCCAGUGCCCUAAACCCCAAGGUGAACUUAUUUGCUGAGCUCACCGCUGAAGAAAUAGACGAAUUGGGAUACACUCUCUAUUGCUCAUUGUCUGAGCCAGAGGUGCUGCUGCAGACGUAGGGAAGGUGAAGGCCAAAAUGGGCGUUGGGCAUUCAGGCCGUGGAUUCUCCGUUAGAAACACUUGGCUGUAUAGUUGGUGCCUCACAGGGUCCCUAGGUGCCUCCUGUCUUGCUAUUCAUCGCCCUGGUCACUUCAUGCUGAUUAGAAUGACAUCUCUUAAUCUCCUAUUUUCUCAAACCCAACCCUUUCUAUUUUUGUUACCAAACACUGUGCUCCCUCCUCCUCUCACCCUUCUCCAGGCAAAUUUUUCUGGAAUGAAUUGAGAAGGUGGAGCACUGGCCUGAGCUGUUGAAACACUUGGUGUUCUGCAUGUGGCCCAGUAUUCUGCUCCUGUCUGCCCUGCCUUGCCCUUUGGCCUGUUUCUCUUCAGUGUUUUCUCUAGUUUUUCCUCUUGUUUGCGCCUUCUGUUUUGCUCCUUUCCCUGGAGUGUACUUGCCUAAUCAAGAUGUUGCCUUUAGUUGAAAGUCACUGAGGUUAUGAUUGCAUAUUUCCAAGCGGAACGCUGCAGAGAGUGCUCAGACUGUAUUUAGGGUUUCUGGGGGUAAAGUGGAAGAACUGGCCUUUGACCCAGGCUCCUGGAAGAGAAGCCCACUCCUCCGACCUCCUGACUAACUCAUAUCCAUAGUGCUGAGACAGUCUCUUAUGGGAACACUGUUAUUGACCCACACAGGAGUCCUGAGGGUUCAAGAUACACUGGAUGCAAAGUUAUUUGGAGAUUGUGUUUCUUAGUGGCCAUCAGUGACAGUGCAGAGUGGGGGAGCCAGAGGUGGUAAAGGGGCCUGGGAGAGGUUCUGUGUGCCCAGUGUCUAUGCCUCAUGUGGCUGGUCCAGACCAGUGGCACUGUGCAGGGGUCAGACAAGACAAAGGCGGGAAGGGGCUGCAAGGGCAGCGCCUUGGCGUGAGUGCUCUUGUUCACCCCCUUCCUGCCUCAUUGCCAGUUAGGAUGAGGCCUUCAAGAACACAGCCUUGGCUGUAGAGAGGCUGACAGGUGGCAGGACGUCAGCUGGAAGAUGCAGUCACCAGUUGGGGCUCAGUGACAAUGCUUCUCCCCCACCAGGCCCUGCCUUUCUAGGAUAUUGUCUUAGAGCAAGAACAGAUCCAACAGUCUGCUGUAGGAAUGUGAGAGGGCUGUUUGCUGAACUCUCCAGGCACCUCCAGAGGCCAAAGGGCAAGCAAACGUGCUCAGACCUCUUCCCCCCUCUCCCCCACCCCAGUCCUGUCUCUCACCCAGCACCUGGGGAGAUCGGUGCUACCUAGGAAGAGUGCACAUCAAUAAAACAUGAGACGAAGGUGGGGGCUUCCUAUGCUCCUUGUUUCCCGCUGCUAAAAUUGCACUAUUUAUUGCAAUUUAAAAAGUUUCCUAAGGGUGGGGAGGAAUGUUUAAUACACAGUGUCAGUGCAUCUUGUUUUUUGUUUCUUUUUUCCUGUUUGUGACAAGAACCUGAUAAUUCUGUUUCUGAUCUGCCCAUCCAGUAUUUUGUUCUCCCAUCAAGUGUUGCUAUUUUUUCCAUUCAUACUACCUCUCCAAUCAGUGAGAUUCUGGUGAAGCUCUGCAGCUGUCUCAUUCCUUCCCAAUGACAGCAACAUGAAUUGGCUCUAUAAAUAGCAUUGAAACCUCAGCUAACCUCUGAAUUUAGGCUAGAGAUUCCUGUUCCCUUUCUGUUAUAGAUUAAGAGGUUGAGAACUAGGGUUAACUUUUGCUAUAUUUGGAGAAUCUUCCUGCCAUAUAUAUAUAUAUAUAUAUAUGGUUCAGUUGUUUCAUUUGUAUGAAGGUAUUGGGAGAGAAUGAAAAAUAUAAACCCCAGAACCCUGAGAGGGAUUCUCCAGCCUGGCUGUUCAUCAGAAUCAAAUUGGAGGUUAAAAAUCUACAUGCCCGAGUGCUGCUCUGGGUGAGUGGCGUAGAGGGUAAUGGGUAGAGCCUGGCAUGGCAUCCAGGAUAGGGGUGGGCUGAGAAAGUGUUGCCACAGCAUCGGUUAUUAUUCAUUGAGAUAAAGGAUUUGGUUUCCCCAAUGUAUUCUAAAACAGUUUUCCCAAGCUGGUGUCUCCAACCAAAUUCCAUAUAAAACUUUGGAAGGAGAGCUCAAAAAAGAAAAGAUUUUAAAGAUCAAGUCCCAAAUUAUCAAGGCCAAGUGUAAUUGUGAUUUGAUUUUAUCUCCUCCUUUAAAGAGCAUCUUUCUAAGGGCACCUCUGCCUCUUAACUAUACUUCACAAAACCGAAAACCAUAACUUUGCCAUUUCAUAAGCAAGAAUCUCUUAGAAAUCUUCAGAACUAGAAGCAGUGGGAAUUCCCAGCUCUGGUCCUGGUGGUUUUGUUGACUGACUUGGCAAACCAUCAUAAAACAUAGAAGACAGUCAAGUACUUUGAGAUUCUUGGGUGGAAUAAAGCAACAUUCUGCCCCCCACCCCCUUUAAUCUUUGGGGAAAAGAUGUGGUGCCCUUCCCACCAUUCUGCCUUUCUACUCAUAACUCCCACCUUUCUGAAGUAAUAGCAUCUGGUCCUAGUUCUCCAUCUGGAAAUUUUUUUUACACCAUCUAGGUUAGCAAACUACACAGUUAGCCUAAUGCUUGAAAAAUAUACUCAUCAUCUUGAAAUGCUAAUCAAUUCCAAAAUGUAUUUUGGUUUUCCCUGUUGCCCCUUUUUAAAAAUGAGUUCAGGACAACAGUAUUUUUUAUACACUUGGUUAUGACUUUUUUUCAAAUAAAUAAUCAAAGCUCAUGUUUGGAAAAGCUGUGUUGAGGCCUACAGUCUUUCUUCCUGGGUCUCAGCCCCUGGUGGUCCACUGGUUGACACUCCAGAUUAGCUUAGCUUGCUCCCUUGCACUCCACUAAAGUUGAGAGCACAAAUGGUUUUGAUGAGGAAUCAGCCUCAGGAUCAAAAGGCCCAAGAGAGGCCCCAAGGGGUUUGUGUAAGUAGGGAUCCCUGCAUGUGUCCAGAGUCCUCUGCAGUUGUACAUCUUCCUUGAGACUAUGACCCUGGCUGAGAAUGUCUGUUGUUACAGGAUUUGUUAGAACUCUGCCCGUGCUGCUGAAGUUCCAGGCCAAAGAGACACCUAGGACUAGACCUGUGAGGCUGUAGCCCUUUUAGACACUGCUGAUUCUAAGUGGCCAAAGUACCAGGGAUGUGGGUUCUUGGGUUAAAUGUAUUCAGUGUUGUUUACCUUUUCAUUUUGAUCACCCUGUAGUCUAAAUUCUUGAUCUCAUGUCAAGUCCACAACUUGCCUUCCAAUCACUUGCCUGACCUUCAGUAGCAGUUGAUGUUUGGCUGGUAGAUUUGGAAUCAGUCACCAAUCUUUCUGUCCUGUCUUGGUUAGCUUCAUAUAGAAGCAGCUUAACCCGGAGACCCAGAAAACUGCUGUCCUUUUUCUCCUUAAAGGAGGAAAUAAAGCUGGGGAACGUGAUGUCCUUCCACAGCAUGGGAAGAAAUAAAAGUCUCUUUUCCAACA